Aspergillus pseudonomiae is the source of this 1293-nucleotide messenger RNA. RefSeq names its product Zn(II)2Cys6 transcription factor domain-containing protein. The transcript has 2 exons. Bases 1 to 1293 code for a protein of 430 amino acids. NCBI's taxonomy places the organism in Eukaryota, Fungi, Ascomycota, Eurotiomycetes, Eurotiales, Aspergillaceae. The record is from RefSeq and is a predicted model, not a curated record. Gene Ontology annotation, molecular function: zinc ion binding; DNA-binding transcription factor activity, RNA polymerase II-specific. Gene Ontology annotation, biological process: regulation of DNA-templated transcription.
AUGCCAUCCGAAGGCCAUCUUAACCAUGUCAUCGUCCGCUGCUCAGGAGAGAAAACUGGCUGUCAACGCUGCGCUAAUCUUAGCCUGGACUGUAUCUUCUCGAUCUCAAGGAUUGGGAAGGUGCCUGGGAAACGAAGCAAAGCCAACCGCGCCGCAGCAGCAGCCGCCGCCGCCGCCGUUACCGCUCCCCCAUCAUCCACAUCGCUCACAUCGCCCUCUCGCCUGGAGUCCACAAAUGAGACAGUCGCAUCAUUUAAGCCAUUUUCACACGCUAUCAAGGAUGAAGGCGGACAAGGGAUGACUCCUUCAGCACGCCAUAUCCCGUCCAACUUCGCCGUAGAUCCUAUAAUCACCCCGUUAAUAGUGCACGAUUAUUCGAGCAGCAUGCAAUUUUACCCCGGGGAUAGCUGUGUACAGGAUGGUCUCUCCCUCACAGACACAGUACCCACUUCAACACACCAUAUAGCUCAUCCUCUGGGUCCCAAUAUUGACCUGGGCCCCCAAGAACCUGGCAACUUCUGCUGGUCCUCCGACCUGGAGCCCCUCAGCGCCAACAGCCUCCCAACCCCGGGACUAGAAAUCUCAGCGAGUAGAGGCUCCUUAAGUCUCGACCGUCGCCUCAGCCACGACUGGGAGAUGGAGACGAAUGUCGCCAGCGGUAGCUGCAACCCCAGUCGAUCUUGCACGACUUCGAUCCGGCAGCCCGCAACUCCACCCGAGUACCUCGCUGAUGAUGUAAUAUACCCGGUCAGCGCCUUGGGAAACAUGGGCCCAGAAACGAGCUACACAGUGUACCUGCAACUGCUGCACGACAUCGAACAGACACUCGUCAUGGGCCGGCAGCGCAUGAAGGAGAACCAUACGCUCGACGCCGUACUGGCCGCCAACCAGCAGUACCUGACAACUCUCCUACAUCUGACCGAGAGCCUCGGUUUUGAGCAGAUGUACGAUGGCCACUUGCUGUUCACCGUUGCUUUGAGCAAAAUCAUCACCCUGUUCAACUUCGGAUACCGCGACUUCACACUGCGGUCAGAAGCACAUCAGUCCAUGGGCUGUGCGGAGCGCCUGAUCCGCUUCGGCGUGUUCGAGAUAGACUUCGUCGAGCAGAAGGCUAUCUGCGAGGGCAUCUUCCUCAGGGAACUAAAGCGCGCGGGGGUGUGCCUUUCCAGAUUAAUGGACGUGUUGUGUCGGGAGAAAUUCCCAUAUGCCCAUGGCCGGCAUGAAAAGUUAUGUGAGGAGAUGAAGCAGCAUUUGGACCAGUUAACGAGUGCAUUGGAGGCGAGCGAGGCAUGA